Messenger RNA from Mus musculus (house mouse), 13282 nucleotides. It is a transcript of the gene Kansl1l, whose product is annotated as KAT8 regulatory NSL complex subunit 1-like. The record is from RefSeq and is a predicted model, not a curated record. The transcript has 17 exons. Gene Ontology annotation, cellular component: H4 histone acetyltransferase complex; histone acetyltransferase complex. Bases 8788 to 11868 code for a protein of 1026 amino acids. NCBI's taxonomy places the organism in Eukaryota, Metazoa, Chordata, Mammalia, Rodentia, Muridae.
GCCCUCUCCCUCCCCCCCCCCCCGCCCCCCGCAAGGCUGGAGCAGCGGCGCCUGUCCUGGGGGUGUGGGGCGCUCUGUGGGAAGCUUUCCGUAACGCUGAGCUUGGCUGGCCAGCGGCGACAUUAAUUUCUUCUUAUUUGGGGCCGUUAUGGAUUUGGCCUUUAGAAUUGUUUGGGGUGGAAGGGAGUGUUGUGGUUUAUUGAAAGGUAACCGGUCCGAGUUGGUGUUGCUGCUUGUGCCCAAGAGGGGAGAGGGCUAGCUUUAAAAAAAGAAACAGCGUUUGGUAAGGAGAAAUAAAUGCAGGACGGUGUUGUGUGGUCCCAAAUCGGGGAAGGAGCUGUUGGGAUCUGCCUUGCGAGGAGCGGGCGCUGCGUGGGCGUCCUCGGUACCCCCGCAGAAGGCGCGGUGGCGGUUCCCUGUCCUCGCUGUUCCCAUCGCGGGUUCCCGGGAGACUGGAGUUGUGGGAGUCACCUUCUGGCUUUGAUUCCCCCAGCUUGGACGCAGAAUGUGCCGGAGAGACUAAGAAAGAUUGGCCGCCGCCGCCGCCUUUAAUAGUUUAACUUUGUGUUUGUAGAAAGGUUUUUAAAUCCUGAUUGGAUAGGGCAAGUUUGAUAGCAACAUAACUUCCCCGAAACUGUUCCUGAGCACAGCUGGCAAAACAGGCAGGAUUUGAGGGUAGAAGUAGUUCUAAAAAUAAUUCGACAGUGGAGGGGGAAAAGCGCAGGUGUGGAACGCAGACUGUUUAGUAAUGCCGGGGGUUGAUUUCUGCGGUUUCCAGAGAGCUAACUAGCCGUUUCCUUGGGCAAGUCACAGCCUUGCUGAUACAUCUGUUUCCUCUGGAAAACCGUUUCGUAAUACAGUUCCUGCCUUAAAAGAGUGUAAUGAAGAUCACGUGCCUUGUGUUAGUGAGCAUAAAUCACCACGUAAUGUGGUGGUGUAACAUAACGUCAGUUUUUAACAAAGCUAGCAUAUUUUUGGAAUUUUAAGAAUAAGCCGUGAAGUAAGAUAUUUGAUUUUCGCCAGAUCUGUUGCACUUUUUGUGUUGUUUCUGGCCAUGUAACCAGGCUGGCCUCCGGACUUGCUGUGUAAUCCAGGUCCCCUUUAGAGCUGACCUAGGAACGUGUGCCUAACUGCUGUAACUUUAAGUUUCUCUUCACGGUUUGAAAGAUCACUGUCAAGGUCUGCUAUCACUUCUUAUCUAUGUAUAAUUUUCCCUAAAACUGGAGAGCAUGCGUUUUCAGUUAAUUUAAAAGUAGAAAUAUUAAAUAUUCUCUGAAAAACGAUUUUAAUAACUGCUUAACAUUUUCAUCAUUUGAGUAUAUUUUUAGUUUUUCCUAUUGGCAGAUGUUUGGGGUUUUUCUAAUAUUUUGUGUAAAUUAUUACACAAGUCUUUGAAAUAGUAUACUCCCCUUUCCCCAUUAGAUUUAUAGGAGUCUGAGCCGGUUUUUAAAGUUUUUAUGCUCUUGUGACACCCCAAUUUUGAGCAUGUAUUAAUUUACUCAUAGAGGUAUAAAUGUGUCUCCUGCCAUAGCCUAGUUCAUCACCCAGGAUUGGCUAUAUGGGGAAAACCUUGUUGUCCACUCCCACUCCCACACUGACCUGUAUGUGGUAUCUGGUGCAUUUCCUAACUUACUGUUAGGUAUUUGAGAGAAAACUUCAUAUUCACAUGAGUAUAGCAAAUAGUGGAUGUCUAGUAAAGACUUGCCGAUUGGCUGCAAAUAUUUAAACUUUUUUUUUUAAACCGGUGAGCCGUCAGGAAAUUGUCUUUUCCUUUUUUGUCUUAAGAGUACAGAGUUGCUAAUGUAGUAACUGAUUGAGCUGUUUGAGUACUUGUUCCAUACGGCUAGGCCUCACUAGUCUUUAUAGUUUUCUAUUAAAUGUUCCAGUAACUUGCCAUUGAUAAGCAUGGCAUAUCCAAAAUGUUGGUCUGCUUUUCCUGCGUGUAUCCUUACACGUGGAUAUCCUUGACUCACUCACCACGCUUCCAAGGUGCUACUGUGAACAUUUCAUCCUGAUCAUCGUUAUUUCUCCCAUAGACUCUGUGCUACACAAACAGGAAGGCAGUGUCUACGGUUCUGUGCUUUGUUCCCGACUGUUCACAGCCCAAGAGUUACUGCCCAUGGCAUUCCUGCUGCUGGUCGCCUAUUCUUUCAUGUAAACCUUACAUGCAGCAAGCCAUUCAUGCUGUCAUGAUGUCUUCUUGGGUUUACACAUAUCUUGUUCCUUCCCAUAUAAGUCUGUGUUUGCUAUAUGAGGUGUCAGGUGAAGAAGUAGAAAGUUGUUUCCUUUAGGUUUAGGGCUGUCUUUAAGGUUGGUGUUGAUCUGGCUUAUCAAAUUGUUACAGCAAAGAGUGAGGCUGUUGUGUAGUGCAAAAUGACAGUGGGAUAUUAGCAGUUUAUGACUAAUGUGUGUUAUGUCUUCUAUCUGUUCUUAAAGCCUUUAUUAUAGUACUAUAAUAGAAAAAUCACACAAAAUAACUCAUAAGUAUUAUCUUUCAUAUUUUAUUCAGUAUGUUAUAUUUAGAAAGAGAAAGAAGCUGAAUAACUUUCUAAAUUUCUUCCUGUUUUCUCUUAAGUGCUGUACUAAAGGAACAUUUCACAGACACAGAUUUUUUUCUUGCCUAGUCAUGAAAGAUAAAAACAAAAACAUGUUAUUAAGAAUGAUACCAUACUUUCCAGUUGAUAAUGUAUAGUGAAAAUUGAGGAUAAUUCAUAGUGGAUUUUUUUUUUCUUUUUCUUUAAAGACAGGAUGUUGCUAUGAGACCUGGGUCAGCUUAGAAGUCACACUGUAGUCACAGCCACCCUGUAACUUAUCUUUUAGUUUGUCUUUCAUGUUGGGGUUUUGCUUGGCCACAAAGGAAAAUUUGAAUACUAAAUGUUAUUUCAUAUUUUCAAAAACACUUAUUUCUAUAUUGAUACAAAAGGUCAGCUUAUUUAUAGCAUUGAAAAUUUGUGAAUAUUUUAAAUCAUUCAUGAACUUUGUAAUGUUUCAGGUUCUUUUUGAGCUCUAUAGGACCCAGAGUUCAUAGGUAUGUCUUUAGUAGUUUAAAAAAAGAAAACUGGAAACUGUGGUACGUAAAAUUGCCAAAAUGAAUGGGCUGAACAAAUUUAUGACAAUGUACUUUUAAGUGUAAAUUUCUGCAAUCAAAUUUCUGUCCAUAGGAAAAACCUCAUUUUUAUUCUUAUGAGUCAUGCACUUACAGAAGAAGAGUAAUAAUUCUGCUUCAAGUAUGAGCUGUUUGAUCUGUUAUGUGGCCACCCAAGUGGCUUUAUCUUUAAUUAAAUUCCUUUAGUCUUCAAAGAGAAUUCCUUUUUAGGCAUAGUUUUCAAAGUGGAAGAAGCUUAUAAACAUCAUAGACUACAAAGUGCUGAGCUAACUAUAUUCUGCUCAUGCCAGUUAUUGCAGGGUUUUCUGUAGGGAACAGGGACUUCUCCUAAAAGAAUACAUAAAGAUAUCUGGAAAUAUGCUAUAUUUUGUACUUAUGGCUUUCAUUAAUUCCUAUUUUUUAAUACUUUAAAACAUUUUAAAAGAUGGUGUGACUAUCUGAGUGUGUGGGUUUGUGAGAGUGCAGUGUCUGUGGGAGCCAGAAGAGGGUGUUGGGUCUCCUGGAGAUGGAAGUACAGUGACUGGGAGCUGACCUACCUGGGUGUUGGGGUUGAGUUUAGGUCCUCGGCAAGAGCAGUAUGUGUUAUUAACUCCUGAGCCAACUCUUCAGCCUAGUUCUAGUUCUGUGAGAUAAAAAUUCAGCCAAUAUGAACUCAUUCUUGUUUUUAUAUUGCAUUUUUGCUUUUAUAUGAACAAGUUAGAAAAAUUGAAUUCUCUUAUAUUUUUAGCAUUUACAAGCCCAACUUAGGCCAGUGAGAUGGCUCAUUUUGUAUGGGUGUUUGCCACUAAUCUGAUAACCUGAACUGGAUCCCUGCAACAUGAGUAGUGAAGGGAGAGGACUUCCCACAUCCAUUAAAUGUCUCUGCUUUCCGUCAUAGCACCCCACCACAUGCUUAAUAAAUGUAAAGACAAAAAGAAAGCAUCUCACAUUUAGUUAGCUACUUUUCCUUUUUAGCAUGAGUCCACUUCAUGUAAUACUUAAGUCAUAUAUGUGGAAGUAAGUUUUGGUCCUUUCAAAUUCAAUUGGUAGGUUUUUGGUUUUGUUUUGUUUUUGUUUUUUUAAAUCGGUGAAUGUGUGCCUUAUACUCUGUAUUUCAGAGAAUAGAGUUUAUCAAAGUUACAAUUAAAAGUAAAUUUAAUGUUCAGGGGUAAAGCUGGAGAGAAUACUUUCCAAAGACAAUAUGGGAUGUUCAUGUGCAUUCUAGAAUAUAGAGCAUAACAAAAAUCUGAAGCAAUAUAAGGGGUAGGGAAUCAAAUUUUAAUAUUAACUUUUCAGGAGUAACAGUGGUUCUUAUCUGGAUUAUCAAAUUCAAGUGUGAAGGUACUAGGACUAGAUAGUAUUUAAAGGCCGAGAUAGAAUUUAAGUAAUUUUCUUUGAGGGCAUGUCAAUCUUUUGAGAUAUGUAAGUUAUUUAUUAGCUUGUAAAGAUUUGAUUACUGUGUCUGAACCAACUCAAUAGUAAUUGCCUUGACAGUUAUCUCACUAUGUAAGUGCAGAUUUUGAAAGAUGACUGCUUUUUCUAUGUUUCAUGAUCUCCAGAGGUUAGAUUACAUUUAGUUCAUGCUAGACUCAUAAGUAUGAAUGUGCUUUGAAUCUUAAAUGUACAGUGUAAGCAACUAAUGAAAACAUUCCAGGGACAAGGCAAAACUUUGCAUUUGUAAUAGUAUAAUUUCAGAAUCAGGAAACUCAGUUCUCAGUGAAUGCUCUUUGGAUUACAUUGUAGACUAAAAUUUUAGAAUUUAUGAUGUAGAUUAACAGAAUAACCCAGUUCAUUGUUUUGAUGGAUUAAUUUGGUUUUAUAAUAGUGAAAUUAAUAUACACCAAAAGAAGGAAAAAGGUGGCUGUAAAGUGUUUAUUUUUAAGUUAUAAGGGUUUUUUUUUUCUCAUCUAUAGAUAUUUAGAUCUGGGUGGUUUGUUGAAAGGCUAUUUACUUGACAGAUUGUUUAUAAUGGUUUUAUGAUAAGUUUUUGUAAUGCUAUUCAUAGAACCAUAAAAUUUCUGACUGCUAAGAUACUAAUGAAUUUUUUAUAAAAGAUUUAGGCUGAAAUAGAAGCUGAAAAAUCCUCUGUGAAAUGAAAUAGAAUUGUUUUUUUAGAUUAUCAAGAACACUUUCCCUAACAGAGAAUCAAAACUGUGUAGCUGCUGUCUUUCAAAGACUACUGAUAGUUUUUAAGCUUGUAGUAUUUACUUAAAAAAAAAAUCCUAUUAGCUUGAUACCUUAGUGUGUGUCUUUGACAAGAAAAAGUUAAUUUUUCCAAAAUAAUUUUUCCCCUUGGAGGUCAUUAGACUAAGCUUUUUAGCAAAGUGCUACAUUAUACUCAAACAUUUAGGGUAUACUCAAAUAAAUAAUCCUUGCCAGUAGUAGUGGUAUCUAGAAUCAUAGCACACAAUAUUUUUGCAUUUAGACAUUUUUUAGAUUUACCUAGGAUUAAAUCUCACCACCCCAUUAUGUAUGUAGUUAAAAACUGAUCAGCAUGCUUUUUAGAAAAUUGUUGGAAUUUGUUUUCUCUGUUGCCAUGGCUGUAGGUGCCCACAUAUAUUUGGUAAGAUAAAUUUAUGAAUUGAAAUUUUGUAGUUAGUGCUUGAUUCCUGAUUAUUUAAGGAACAAUAUGUUUUACCUUAUACUAUCUAGUACAGUAAUCCCUCACUGCACAGAUGUGAGCAUUUGAAAUGAGGCUUUUGCUACAUUAAGACUGUGGUAAAGAAACUGGAUUUUUGAAGAUUUUCUCCAUAUAAAGAUUACAUAUAGUCUUAUUAAGAAAAUUCUAUUAAAAAAUGUCAGGUGGUGGUGCAUGCCUUUAAUCCUUUAAACUAAGGAGGCAGAGACAGGGAUAUCUGUGUGAGUUCGAGGCCAGCUAGGCACACUAUGCAGGUUGAUGCAGGAAGACUAUGAAUUUGAGGCCAUUCAGUGCUAUAUGUAAGAACCUCUCUAGAAAUAAGGGCUGGUGGUAUAGCUCUAAGUCAUAGAGAAGUUUCCUAGUACUUGUGAGAUUGGAUUUGAUAAUCUGCACCAUAAAUACAUGCAAAUGUGAUAAGAAAUUUUAGUACAUAGUUUUAAAUAUAUUACUUGUGAACAAACUAUUAUGUAGUAAGUAACAAUUUCAUGUAAUACUUGAACACUUUAAUUUAUUAAGGGACAUAAAUUAUAUGAAUUGAUUUGACAUUUGUUCUCCUGGGUUUUCUUGGAAUAUGGGGUUUGAUAUCUUACAUAAGUUGGGGAAAUUAUUAGUCAGAUUUAUCACUUCUGUUGUUUCUUUUCCUUUCUUGUUGCCAUUAUGUAUGUUUUCUCUUUCUGUAGCUAUCCCAUAAUGCUCCACACUCAGAUUUUUGAUCAUUUUUGCUUUUUAAUUUUUUCUUUAGUCUCCUUUUGUUUUUUCAAUUUGUAAUUUUUCUCUUGAUAUAUCUUUUAUAUUCAGAGCUUUGUUCAGACACAUUAAGUUUAUUAAUUAGUCCAUUUUUAUUUACUUGUGUAGUGUGUGAGUGUGUGCUUGUGUGCACACAUGUGCUUGCACACAAGCUAUGAAAAGCAUGUGAAGGCUGAAAGCUAGAGCAGACUGGAACUUGGUGUGUCUUUACUUUAUAGUUAACUAUACAUGACCAGAAACAAGACCCAGGAGACUUUUAAACAGACUUUUAAACGUGUAUUGUACACGUUUGAAUAUUUGGUUGUCUUGAUUGUACUGACUCCUACAUUUUGUUGUUUCUUACUAAAGACAUUUUCAUUGUCCUUUGGGGCCUGUCCUCUCGUGUAGCUUUCUCCCUUUCACAUAAACACUACUGCACUCCCUAGUCUUGGUUCUGGCUCCUUUCCCAUGUUUCUACCCUCUGCCUAGGUAAACGCCUGUCCUUGGCUUUACAUACUAUUUAUAUGCAUGACUUCUCCAAGUCCUGUCUCUAAUUAUGACCUCUCACUUGAACUCUACACUUGUUUGUCUGACUCCACUUGGGUGGCUAAUGCAUACUUCAAACAUAAUAUACCCCAAGCAGCACUUAGAAAAAAAGAAGGCUCCCAAGUCUGUCCUGUUUCAAAACUAUCACCACUGACCGUACAUUUGCUGAAGCUGGAAAACCAAGGAUUAUUUUUAGUUUCUUUUCUUUUUUUCCUUUUUAAGCCCAGUGAAAUGUUGGUCAUCAAAAGUUUUGUUGGCUCUACUCUGAAACAUUUGAGUUGACUUUUCCUCAUUUUUAUUAACACCUCCAAGCAACCCAUUUGGCUUGCAUUGAUUCAGUAACUGUCUCUGGUUCCUCUGCAUUCAAAGUCUUUUUUCCAUAGGACAGAUUUCCCCACAUAAAUGUCUAAUGAUUCUGCUUCACCUUAAUUCAGUGGUCUGGCUAUAUCUACUACUUUGGUUUUCUUUUUUCUAUUUUUUUUCCGCAGUCAUUAUGUUCUAGGCAUAGCUACUUUUUUUUUUUUCUUGUAAGCAUGCCAAACUUAUUCUUGUCCAAAGCUUGCUUGCUUGCUUUCUUUCUUUCCUUCUUUCUUUCUUUCUUUCUUUCUUUCUUUCUUUCUUUCUUUCUUUCUUUCUUUCUUUCUUUCUUUCUCUUUCUUCCUUCCUUCCUUCCUUUCUUUCUUUCUUUCUUUCUUUCUUUCUUUCUUUCUUUCUUUCUUUCUUUCUUUCUUUCUUUCAGGGGAGGGCAUACAUUCUAGAUGCUUCUUAGCUUGUCAUUGUUUGAGGUCUUAGAGCAGGUAACACCAAGAAACCUUGAGAGGCCUAUCUUCAACCACACAUCCAAAUUUAGCCAGGUGCCAGUAUAAACAUGCUCUCGACUUUAGUUGUGAUAAACACUUACAAAAUCUUUAUUUACUAGAUAUUUGAUCUACUCAUUGUCUUAGUUACUUUUCUAUUGCUGUGAUAAGACAGUAUGACAUAGGCAACUUAUAAAAUGAAAAGUUUAAUUUGAGGCUCAUGUUCCUAGAGUAUUUGAGUCUCUGGCCUUCAUGGUGCUUCAUGGUGGGAGCUUGGCAUCAGGUAGUAGACCCUGGGGCCGUAGCUAGGAGCUCACAACUCUAUCCAUAAGCACAAGGCAGAGAGAUCCAGACACUUGGGAUAGCACAGGUUUUUGAAACCUCAAAGCUUGUUCUUAGUGACACACCUCCUCCAACAAGAACACACCUCCUAAUCCUUCCCAAAUAGUUCCACUAAUGAGUGACCAGUUAUUCAGAUAGAUUCAAAUCAACACACUUUAAAGCCACUUUUCACAUGAAUGUAGUAGUUUUUUUUUUAAAGUUCUUUAUAGUUAAAUUCACCUCCCCUCCCUUCUCUCUCUAGCAUGCUCCUCUGUACACUUUGUGAGAGUAGACCUCUUUCUAGUAUUUAGGAUAGUAUCAGACAUUUUUAUCUAUGAAACUUUUAAAUGAAUAGUUGAUUUUUAGAAUGAAUAUAUAUUAAAUGGAGAUAAAAGACUCAAGCUUCUACCCAAGGCAGACAAUUAUUUUAUGACUUUGUAACUGUUUUCUUGUUUUUUGCCUUUAAAAAACCAAACUGAUUAAUGUCUAUAAUUUGUGCAAUUUAAUUUCAUUUUUUAAAUGAUAGUUUUCUAGCUAUCUUUCAUAAGCAUCCAAUAUGAAAAAGAUGUUUUUAAGAGUUUAAGCUUUUACAUGUAGCCCAUCAUUCAUUUUGAUGGACCUGACCAUUUUCAUACAUGGUAUGAGGCUUCCAGUAAUUAUCUCCAGGAUUCGCCAUGACCCCAGCUCUGAAGGAGGCAACAACAAAGGGUAUCUGCUUUUCAUCUUUGCCAAAUACCAUGGAAUCUGACAAGAUGCUGUGCAUGGAAAGUCCGAGAACUGUAGAUGAAAAGCUUAAGGGAGGAGACACUUUCUCUCAGAUGCUGGGAUUUCCGACUCCUGAACCUACUCUAAAUACUAAUUUUGUGAAUUUAAAACAUUUUGCCUCCCCUCAGGCUUCAAAACAUUUUCAGACAGUUCUUUUAAUGAGUUCUAAUUCAACACUAAAUAAGUAUAAUGAGAAUUAUAACCAAAAGAAAGUAAUGGAGUCCAACUGCAGUAAACUGAAAAAUGUACUGUGCAAUGGCAGCAGCAUUCAGCUCAGUAAGAUCUGCCCUUCUCACUCCGAAAACGAGUUCAUCAAAAAGGAACUCUCGGAUACCACAAGCCAGUGCAUGAAAGAUAUACAAAUCGUUCUGGAUUCAAAUCUCACCAAAGACGCUAAUGUAGACAGACUACAUCUGCAAAACUGUAAAUGGUACCAAAAGAAUGCACUUUUGGAUAAAUUCACUGAUACUAAGAUUAAAAAGGGUUUAUUGCAAUGUACUCAAAAGAAAAUUGGACCUAGCCACUCAGAUGUGCCUACUAGUUCCUCAGCUGCUGAAAAAGAGCAGGAAGUGAAUGCUCGUUUACUUCAUUGUGUGAGUAAACAGAAAAUUUUACUUAGCCAGGCUAGAAGAACUCAGAAACACUUGCAGAUGCUCCUGGCAAAGCAUGUUGUUAAGCACUAUGGUCAACAGAUGAAAUUUUCUAUGAAACAUCAGCUGCCCACAAUGAAGAUCUUUCAUGAACCCACAACAGUUCUGAGUAAUAGUUUACUUGAACACACUGAAAUUAAGCCAGAAGUCAACAUAUUGGCUUCAGAGAAUAAGUUUUGGGAUGAUACAAACAAUGGCUUUUCUCAGUGUACAGCUGCAGAAAUCCAAAGAUUUGCACUGUCUGCUACAGGGCUGUUGUCUCAUGUUGAAGAGGGUCUGGACUCUGACGCCACCGAUAGCAGCUCAGAUGACGAGUUGGAUGAAUAUACCAUUAGAAAAAAUGUGGCAGUAGUCUUCCUAUGCUCUGGCUGUCCUGGAACUCACUAUGUAGACCAGGCUGUCCUUGAAUGCAGAGCAAUCAGCCUGCCUGUGUCUUCUGAGUGCUGGGAUAAAAGCAACUCUAGUACUGAAUGGAAGUGGCUUGUAGACAGAGCACAAGUUGGCAGCCGAUGGACUUGGCUUCAAGCUCAGAUUUCAGAGCUGGAAUACAAAAUCCAGCAGCUAACAGAUAUCCACAGGCAGAUUCGUGCCUCUAAGGGGAUAGUGAUCUUAGAAGAAUGUCAGCUUCCAAAAGACAUUUUGAAAAAACAAAUACAGUUUUCAAACCAAGCAGUUUCAUUAAACACUUCAGUGAAUUCUCAGGUUCCCCAGAGGAGUGAAGAGCCUUUACCAGAACACGAUUUUGAGAUGUCACCAAGCAGCCCUACACUACUUCUUCGAAACAUAGAGAAACAGAGUGCACAGUUGACUGAGAUCAUUAACAGUUUGAUUGCCCCUCUCAACUUGUCUCCAACUUCAUCACCCCUCUCUUCCAAAUCCUGUAGCCACAAAUGUCUGGCUAAUGGCAUUUCCAGAAGUGCUUCAGAGAAUUUAGAUGAGCUCUCUUCCUCCAGUAGCUGGUUACUUAAUCAGAAGCACAGUAAGAAAAGGAGAAAAGACAGGACAAGAUUGAAAUCUCCAUCCUUGGCUAUCAUGAGUACAGCUGCGCGAACAAGGCCCCUUCAAAGUUUCCAUAAGAGAAAACUCUACAGAUUGAGUCCCACUUUUUACUGGACUCCCGAGACUUUACCUUCAAAAGAAGCAUUUUUAAGUAGCACACAGACGCCUUACACGGGAUCACCGUUCAGUUGGGACAACUGGGAACAGAGUUCCAGGUCUCACCUGUUAAGAGAACAGGUUUCCAAACUCGAUUCCUCCUUCCAUCCUGUUUUGUCAUUGCCAUCAGAAAUUCCCCUUCAUCUUCAUUUUGAGACCUUAUUCAAGAAGACCGACAUGAAAGGAGAGCUUGCUGAAAAUCAAUUUGUAGGUGACUGUCUCAUAUCACCGCCACCUGUACAAGGUACUUCUUCUCUGAAUCAGUGGAGAAAUGGAUAUUCACCUAUAUGUAAGCCUCAAAUAAGGUCACAACCAUCUGUACAACUAUUACAGGGAAGAAAAAAAAGACAUUUAAGUGAAACAGCAUUAGCAGGAGAAAGAACUAGAUUUGAAGAAUUUGCUUUUCAACGUUCAGAACCAGGAUCUCAUUGCAAUUUUACUGCUGUCUCUAAUGCCAAUGUCACAUCAAGAACCCAGAAUCCAUCCUCACAAAAUACUUCACGACGGAGGUUAAGAAGUGAGAGCUCUUAUGAUAUAGAUAACAUUGUGAUUCCCAUGUCAUUAGUAGCACCAGCCAAAUUAGAGAAACUCCAGUAUAAAGAAAUACUUACUCCACGCUGGAGGAAGGUUGUUCUUCAGCCCCUUGAUGAGCAUAACUUAAACAAAGAAGAGAUAGAAGAUCUUUCUGAUGAUGUCUUCUCCCUAAGACACAGAAAAUAUGAAGAGAGAGAGCAAGCUAGGUGGUCACUGUGGGAACAAAGCAAAUGGCACAGAAGAAAUAACAGAGCUUACAGUAAAAAUGUGGAAGGGCAGGACUUGGUUCUGAAGGAACACUCAAGUGAACUUGGCAGUGCUCAGCAGGGUACUGCAGAAAGUCCUUUUGAACUCCCAGCAGAAAGCCACAGUCUGUGUGCUCAGGACUCCCUUUCUUUAAAUGAUGGUCAAGAAGACAAGUCUUUGCGGUGGGAGCGGCGAGCAUUUCCACUGAAGGAUGAGGAUACAGCAGCCUUAUUGUGCCAAGAUGAAAGAAAGGAUCAGACUGGGGGGACAAGCACAGCCUUCCACGAUGAAGUCUUCUGUAGUACUACACCUGAGAGUGGCCACCCUCCAAAGAUGCAGUUAGAUGGAAUGGAAGAAUAUAAAAGCUUUGGUAUAGGAGUUACUAAUGUUAAAAGAAAUAGGUGACAGGGAACGUAUUAAGAAAAAUAUGUAACUGAAAGGAAAAGAGGAAAAAGCCUACAACCCUCUCUGCUGGAUCCAUCCCCACCUCCUCCGGUCAGGGUUCCAGAACAGGAGGAGGCCCACAUGCAUCCAUCUUUCAUGUUCAGGGAACAUGCCGAUGUCUUUUUUUUCUUCCUGAAUCACAGAAGUAGCUAGCUUCUUACCUACACAAAUGCUAGUAACUUGUGUUUGCCAAUAAUACAAAUCACAAGCACUAAGAUAUUAACUGCUGCAAUUUGAUGACAAAUCACACCUCGGGGCAUUUGUUGAGGUACGAGCCCCUCCCUGAUAGUACUGUUGAUUUGCAUCAAAUGACAACUAUUCUUUGUUUCUAUUCUCAUGGCAGUUCACUAAAACUGCCUCAAUAAUAUGAGAAUAUGCUAGUGUGUAUACAGAAUAUAUACACAUACAGUGCACACAUAUGUAGUCUUAAAACUGCAUGUAUGAAUUACUCUAUGCAAUAUAAGUUGCCAUGAAUACCUAGCACAGGUGCUGACUUAUAGCAGACACCUGAAAGCUUUGACUGUGGAGAGGGAGUUGUUUUUUCUUUUAUUCUAAACAUUGUUUAACCAAUAUAAGUUAUUUAUGGAAAUUCUUAUAUCAGAUAACGCAAUAUUCAUUUAUUUGAAAUCACUGUUCUCUCCUGAACUAACCACAGGCUUUCUGCUUACUCCUAACAGAAUUAAGAGAAGCAACUUAAGAGUUUAAUAUAUUGAUACAUUUAAAACUAUUGUCGUUGGGAAUUCACCGAGUUUACUUGCUUUAUGGACCUCCUCAAGACAGCAAUUUAAAGUGUAAAACAGCACACAAAUCAUAAUAUGGCUGUAUUUCUAGCUGAUGUACAGCUAGAAGCUUCUAAUUUGGUUUUUCCUUACCAUAGCUUUCAUAAAUACCUAUGCUUACAGGCAUCCUAGAUCAAGAAUUCAAGUUUUCCAAGACCAAAACUUUAAUAUAGAAUACUGAGGAGUGUACAUUAAGGAAAAUUCUUUUUGAAGCCAUACCAUUUUUUUUUCCUAGAUGAAAGUUAAGGACAAUUUGUAUCAACCACUUUUUGUUAUGCAAAGAAAGGUUACUCAAUUUGUAGUUCCCAUACUACUGAAAAUCCUGGCCACUGAGCUUGGACUCUAUGGGAUUAGAUAUAUAAGGUUUUGUUGAGGAUUAGAAAUUAAACUGAUCCCUGCAGAAGGGGGGUGGGGAACCAUUUAAAUUCAAUACUUACAAACUUUUGCUUAUAGUUUUACUGUACAUUUAUUUUUAAAGAAAAAGAUAACAAAAGCCAGAAAAAUACAAGUUGUCCCAACAAAUAAUUUCAAAUCUUUGUCAUGACUGAUAUUAUAACCUUCUACAUAGUUUUUUUUUAAUUAAAGUUAUUUCUAUA